AUGUCUUAUUAUCUUCCAUCCUUUUCUGCGCCUCCUUCGAGGCCUGGCUCGCUCGCCGCAUCUAGAGCCAACUCCUAUUCAGCAGCCCGAAGCAGGCCCAAUAGCAGACCCGUCACGCCUCGAGGCAACUCGACUGCCCCUGUCACUCCCCUCGCCUUGACGAGAGAAAACAGCAAGGAGGAUGAAGAUGAGGACAACUCCGACGAUGCAGUGAACUCGGAGAUCAUGCACAAUGAAAAGGGUGAACCCAUGAUUGGAAGAAUCGUGGGUGGAAAAUAUGUCGACGCCGAAAAUGAAGACAUUGAUUCGGACUGCGGUCCCAUCAAGACAGUGGACAUUGACAUGCCAUUGACCUUGACUGAGAUGGUCAAGCACAAUGACAAGGAAUACAUUGUCCUGGCCUUUGCCACGGGCGAUAAGGAAAACCCUUUCAACUGGAACCCGUGGUACAAGCGAAGCAUUACAACAAUGCUAAACUUAAUGACGCUGUUCAUCGGUCUGGCAACCACGGCUUACAGCUCUGGAAUCACCAGCAUGUGUGAAGACUUUGGUGUUCCCACAAUCAUGGGCCAACUUGGUCUCUUCACCUUCAACUUUGCCUGUGCUAUUGCACCCAUGGUGCUCGCUCCCUUUUGCGAGCUUGUCGGUCGCAAGAUUGUGUAUGCUGGGGCUUUCCUGUGCUUCUCGCUGCUGUUCAUUGGCUUGGCGUUGGCCAAGGAUAUCAACACCAUCAUCGGUCUCCGUCUCCUACUUGGUCUCUUUGGUUGUGUUGGUACCAUCCUGGUGGGAGGUACAUUCGACGAUAUGUACGAACCCCACCAGCGAAGUCGUCCCAUGGCCAUGUUCAGUUUCAUCGCCAUCUUUGGUACAGUUGCUGCCCCCAUCUAUGCUGGAUUCAUUGAUCAGAGCCUGGGCUGGCGCUGGAUUGAAGGUAUCCAGGGUCUUGCCAACGUGCCCCUCUUGAUCAUCAUCUUCGUCGCUUUCCCGGAGACCCGUGGUGGCGCUCGCCUACACAAGCGCGCCAAGCAGCUCCGCAAGGCCACUGGCGAUGAUAGAUAUGUUGCCGAGGACGAUAUCUAUACCCCCAACCUGAAGGCUAUGCUCAAGGCCUCCUCGGUCAAGGCUAUCCGUAUGUUGGUCACUGAGCCCGUCGUCUUUGCCUUUGGUCUCUGGAUUGCUUUCUGCUGGGCUGUGGUCUUCCUCUUCCUGUCGGUCAUCCCCAUUACCUUUUCUGAGAAGCGGGGCUGGUCAGAGGGAGUGUCUGGACUUCCCUACAUCUCGCUUGGAAUCGGAACCUUCCUUGGAUGGGCCGCACACCACCUCCAGAUGCGCAAGUACAGCAAGCUCAUUGAAGACCCCAACGUCAAAGUCGUGCCCGAGCACCGUCUCUAUGGUGCCAUGUUUGGUGCCAUCUGGCUGCCCGUGGGUCUCUUCAUCUACUCCUUCACCCAGUAUGCCUUCCUCUCAUGGGUUGGACCCGUCAUUGGCCUUGCUCCUAUCGCCUUUGGUAUCUACUUUGUCUUUGAGAGCACAUACAGUUACACUGCAGACUGCUACGGCGAGAGUGCAUCGUCUGCCAUUGCUGGACAGGGCCUGAUGCGAAACACCUUGGGUGCAGUCACCCCGCUGUUCGCCAGUGCCUUUUUCCACAACGUUGGUAGUCAGUACGCUGGUCUCAUUUUGGCCUUGUUUGGCACCUUUUUGAGUUUGAUUCCAUUCGUCAUGUUCAAGUUCGGCCAUAAGCUGCGAGCUCGAAGCAAGCUCGCCAAGGUGUACUAG
This is a messenger RNA of Pestalotiopsis fici W106-1, 1779 nucleotides long. RefSeq lists its product as uncharacterized. Gene Ontology annotation, biological process: transmembrane transport. The record is from RefSeq and is a predicted model, not a curated record. Gene Ontology annotation, molecular function: transmembrane transporter activity. The transcript has a single exon. Bases 1 to 1779 code for a protein of 592 amino acids. Lineage: Eukaryota; Fungi; Ascomycota; Sordariomycetes; Amphisphaeriales; Sporocadaceae.